Messenger RNA from Kwoniella shivajii, 1140 nucleotides. RefSeq lists its product as uncharacterized. NCBI's taxonomy places the organism in Eukaryota, Fungi, Basidiomycota, Tremellomycetes, Tremellales, Cryptococcaceae. Gene Ontology annotation, biological process: carbohydrate metabolic process; pentose-phosphate shunt, non-oxidative branch. The transcript is spliced from 5 exons. The record is from RefSeq and is a predicted model, not a curated record. Gene Ontology annotation, cellular component: intracellular anatomical structure. Gene Ontology annotation, molecular function: transaldolase activity. Bases 1 to 1140 code for a protein of 379 amino acids.
AUGAUCUCUAAAUCAGAACCUACUUUGCUCGAACAAAUUGAAGCUGCAGGAUGUCAUGUCGAUACCGAUUCUAUGAAUCCUGAAAUCGCCAAAAACCUUCCUAUUAAAGCUCAUGAUAUGACUUCAAACCAUCUUUUGGUUGAUGAACAACUUCGAAACCCUGAUAACAAAGAGCUUAUCGAAAAGACUAUCAGAGAACUUAAAGGUGAAGAUUGGUUGAAGGUACACACCGUCCUCUCCGUUCGAUUCGCUAAGAGAGUCUUACCUUACAUUCAAGGAAGAGUGCUCGUUCAAGCAUCUCCUAGAAACGCUUAUAACCAAGAUGCCAUCGAGGCUCACGUCAGAGCUUAUGACAAAGUAUUCCAAGAUGAAGGAAUCCCAAGAGAGCGAUUCAUGGUCAAAUGUCCAUCUACCUCUGCCGGUGUACGAGCCGCCAAGAUUUUGAACGCUGAAGGUAUCCGAACUCUCGGUACUUCACUCUUCUCCUUACCUCAAGCCAUCGCCUGUUCUCAAGCUGGUAUGCACUCCAUCAGCCCUUACUUCAACGAGUGCCCCGCCCACGUUGACCCUUCCAUCUGGCCUGAUGUUGAAGACGUGGCUACUCAACACCCCAUGUCUGCUAGAAUGAGACAUAUCCGAGACACCUACGACCGAUUGGCCAAGGAAACCGGAAAGACCCAACCCUUAAUCAAGGCUGCCUCAUGUGUCACGGCACGAGAAUGUAUGGCAAUGCUUGAACUUGGAGCUGAUUCCAACACCAUCUUAUCUGACCAAAUGGCCGAUUUAUGCUCUACAUCCAGACUUCCAGUAUACAAAAAAGGAGCUGAACAUCAAGUUCGAUUCCGAUCUUUAUUAGAUAAACCAGAUUCCUAUUGGACAGCCUGGCAAAAGACUGAACCUGCAACUUCCCUACCUAGAAUGCAAGAGCUCUCUCACGCCGAUCCUCUAUCUAAAGUCAUGUCUAAAGAUUGGAAGAUCGCUUCUACAGAUGUUGAUUACCUCGCCGAAGGUGUUCUUGAUAAAUACAAUGAAGAAGACGAAAUCACCAGAAUCAGAUUAAAGGAUGCUUUAGAUCUCUUCUACAACGGUGAAGAAGACUCCAGAAAGGAAAUUGAAAGAUUACAAAAGAUCUACGUUUAA